Molecule: messenger RNA, 2298 nt
Organism: Geodia barretti
Lineage: Eukaryota; Metazoa; Porifera; Demospongiae; Tetractinellida; Geodiidae
Source: the annotation of a GenBank genome assembly
AUCAAUGACGUCAUAACUAAAAUCCGUGCAGAAGCUCCGCCCACUCUCUUCGGCGUGCAUGGAAGAAGAAAGAAAGCGGUUGGCGGAAAAACGCUGCAAAGAGGAGGCUUGUAAGAUACAGAGCUGCUUGCAAGCCAACAGCUACCAGGAGGGUAAGUGUGCACCAGAGUUGGCCUCGUUCCUCGAGUGUUGCGAGAGGCUGCCAGCUGACAUUCUCCAGUACUCCGUCUACUGCUCAGGAGCCUUCAAAAAGAAAAAGUGACGAGCAACAGUCAAAGAUGUCAGGAAGUAACGAGGACAGAGGCCGUAAAUCCACACUCUGGAGCUAUGUAGCCAGCGACAUAGUGGAAACUGCUCUCUUCACUCUUAGAAUGGGCACUAUACUAUCAACUUUCACAUUCGUUAUCUGUUCCCUUGGGAUAUAUGGACAUUUCAUGUACACUGCAUACCUCAAUGGCAUGAUGUCUGCCGUCCUCACGUUCACAUUAAGACUCUACCAGCGCAAGAAAGAGCAACAGGUCUCUCUCCUGAGUAAAGAAAUGUAUGUCAUGUUAGCAACCGAGGACAGCGCCCACUAUAUGCUCUAUACAUUCUUCUUCUACAACCAGUUCCCGACUUCCAUCUACCUCCUCCCUCCUCUGUUAUAUGCCAUCAUAUUCACACACAAAUACACUGACGGAAUGAAACGAUACCUUCCACCCACACUUCAAAGUUUGUUGCAGAGACUGAAUGAAAGACUGAGGAAUGGUCAGAGAGAUGUGUUCAGAUUCAUAGCCUACACAGAGAUCUUCAUCUUUCUUGUGGUCCUCUGGAAUGUCAUUAUAGGUCACAUGUUCUUCCUGGCUCCACUGCUCUACUAUUUCUUCCUCAAGAGUCGCUACCUCUCCAAAAGAAACCACUACAUCAAGAUCUGUUUCUCUGAACUGAGGUUUGCAGCUGACCAGCUGAGUGCCAGUCCGCGAUGCCCCUCUUUCAUCUCCUCGCUAAUUGCGGGGCUCGUCUCCUUCAUUAGUCAACUGGCCCCUAUACAACAAAUACCACAACAAGCCUGACGACUAUUGUUUGUGAUAUAUAGGAGAAAUUGAACACGAGAUUAUAUUAAAUAAAUAAUUGCGAGUCAGUCCCUCGAUGAUUAUCAACCUAAUGAAAGUGUCUCCCUAUGCAGUCUUGUAGCCGGUGGGAUUCUUUCUCUGCCAGUUCCAGGAGUCGGCACACAUUUGGUCGAGGCUUCGAGUGGCCUUCCAUUUCAACUCUGUCUCGGCUUUAGUUGUGUCACAGUACAUUUCGCCCACGUCUCCCUCCCUCCUAUGACACAGAACAUACGGUAUCUUCUUCCCGGAGGCCUUUUCCACGGCAGCUAUCAUCUCUAAGACGGACACGGAUUUCCCGGUCCCGAGGUUGUAUGCUCUGCACCCACAUUUUUCCUCCAGCUUUGCAAGCGCCGCAACGUGGCCCUGUGCUAAAUCAACGACGUGGAUAUAGUCACGUAGACCUGUACCAUCGCGUGUAGCGUAGUCUGUACCGAAAACCUUUGCUUCUUUUCUCUUCCCUACUGCAACUUGUGUCAGGAAUGGCAUUAGGUUUGCCGGAAUGCCGUUUGGAUCUUCUCCGAUUUCACCUGAUUCGUGGGCUCCAAUGGGGUUAAAAUACCGCAACAGGACAAUGUUCCAGUCGUUCUCGACCUGUGACAGAUCCUUCAACAUUUCCUCGAUGAAAAAUUUCGUCUUCCCGUAAGGAUUUGAGCAGGCGCCCGUUUCGUGAUUCUCGUCCAGGGGGAGGUACUUGGGAGUCCCGUAGACAGUAGCCGACGAUGAAAACAGCAGUUUUCCGACUCCAAACUCUUUCAUUACCUCGACUAGAUUGAGGGCAAUCCCAAUGUUUACUCUAUAGUACUUCAUUGGAUUCUCCACGGAUUCCCCCACGGCUUUCAGCCCGGCCAGGUGUAUAGCGGAGGAAAAAUUGUACUUUUUGAACACUUCUCUCAGGCCGUCUUUGUACAUCAUGUCUACGGGAUAGAACGGCACCUUCUUCCCGGAGAGUGCCUCGAUUCGGUGAAGGCACUCUGGAUGGGAGUUGUCCAGGUUGUCCACCACCACCGGGACGUAGCGGUAGUCCUUCAGGAGCUCGAGGACGACGUGGCUACCGAUGUAUCCUGCACCGCCGGUCACCAGAACGAACUUGGGCUCGUCUUCUUCGUGUCCCCGGCCGUUGACGUGGUUGGUAAGGCUUGCCAUGAGGUCUACAAGUAGCUGAGCGUAGGAGAGGAAGGGGGGUGUGCACUGAGACACUGCGUGUAGA